GUCACUAUUUAUAUGCCUCCAAAAAAAUUGUACAUAUUUCUUGAAUUUUGCUACUUUUAAGCUCUCAUCUUCAAUCCCAACCUUCUUUUCAUUCUCCAAACUUUUAGCUAGCUAGCCCUCUCAAUUCUUUGCUCUUCCCCUUAUUCAACAAUUCAAACCCUUAUAUAUACACAUUAUAUAUAUAAUAUCAAGUGAGCUAUAUAGCUUUAUUUUAUUCUCUGAUCAUUUUGGAGAUUUAAUUGUUUUUACGAGUUAAAGAAUCAAGAAAAGAAAGGAAGAGCAAAAGAAGAAGUUUGUUUUAGUUUACAAAUUUAGAUUUUGAGCUCAUGGAUUUUUGGCUGUGGAGAUUGUUCUUUGUUGCCUUAGCUGAGAUUCUUCUCUUUCAUGGCUUCUGCUCAUCCGAGCAAGCUCCAAAUUACAGCUUCAUGCAGCAAGCAAGCUCAGCUCCACCAGUCUCCUACUACGACUACAUCAUCAUCGGCGGCGGCACCGCCGGCUGCCCCCUCGCCGCCACGCUCUCCCAAAACUCCACCGUGCUCCUCCUGGAGCGCGGCCCCUCGCCCUACGGCAACCCCAACAUCACCGAGAUCUCCUCCUUCGGGCGGGCCCUCUCCGACCUCUCCCCGGCGUCCCCGGCCCAGCGCUUCAUAUCCGAAGACGGCGUCAUCAACGCCCGCGCCCGCGUCCUGGGCGGCGGCAGCUGCAUCAACGCCGGCUUCUACACGCGCGCCGCCGCCGGCUACGUGGCCGCCGCCGGCUGGGACGGCAGGCUGGUGAAUGAGUCGUACGAGUGGGUGGAGAAGGUGGUUGCGUUCGAGCCGCCGAUGAAGCAGUGGCAGUCGGCGGUGAGAGACGGAUUGCUGGAGGCCGGCGUCAAUCCUUACAAUGGCUUCACGUAUGACCAUUUGAACGGGACGAAGGUGGGCGGGACCAUCUUCGACGGCGAGGGGCGGCGGCACACGGCGGCGGAUCUUUUGCAGUAUGCUAACCCUAAGGGCCUCACGGUGAUGUUGCAUGCUUCUGUCCAUAAAAUUCUAUUCAGCAUCAAAGGGAAGAAGAGGCCGUUAGCUCAUGGGGUAAUAUUUAGAGACGUUUCUGGAAAGAAGCACAAAGCAUACUUAAAAGAUGGAGAGAAAAAUGAGGUUAUAUUAUCAGCAGGGGCCCUUGGAAGCCCACAGCUUCUAAUGCUGAGUGGGGUGGGCCCAUUGGACCAGAUCAAGGCCCAUAACAUAACACUAGUUUUGGACCAGCCUUUGGUGGGCCAAGGCAUGGCGGACAACCCAAUGAAUGCAAUUUUCAUUCCGUCGCCGAAUCCUGUGGAGGUGUCGUUGAUUCAGGUCGUCGGCAUUACCCGCUACGGGAGUUAUAUCGAAGCCGCCAGCGGAGAAAACUUCGCUGGCGGCUCCGCCACAAGAGACUUUGGACUCUUCUCUCCGAGGAUUGGUCAGCUCUCAAGUGUGCCACCAAAGCAAAGGACCCCAGAAGCCCUAGCAGCAGCAAUAACAGCCAUGGAAGCCCUAAACCCCAUAGUUUUCAACGGUGGAUUCAUUCUGGAGAAGAUACGAGGCCCCCUCUCCCAAGGCCACCUCCGCCUCGUAAACACGAACCCUAACGACAACCCUUCCGUCACAUUCAACUACUUCCAACACCCCGAGGACCUCCACAGAUGCGUGGAGGGCCUCAGGGUGAUCGAGAGGGUGAUCCAGUCGCGGCCCAUGGCGGCCUUCAGAUACGACUACCUCUCCCUCCCGCUCCUCCUCAACAUGAGCGCCAACGCGCCCGUCAACCUCCUACCCCACCACGCCAAUGUCUCCACCUCCCUCGAGCAGUUCUGCAGGGACACCGUCAUGACCAUUUGGCACUACCACGGCGGAUGCCGCACGGGGUCCGUUGUUGACUCCGAUUAUCGGGUUAUUGGAAUUGACGGUUUGCGUGUCGUUGAUGGAUCCACCUUUCAUGACUCUCCCGGAACCAACCCUCAAGCCACUGUUAUGAUGCUUGGGAGGUAUAUGGGAGUGAAGAUUCUGCAGGAGCGAUUGGGAAAUUCAUGAUUGCUCAAGAAUUGUUUUUCUCAACCUUGUGGGUUGUUGAACAUAAGAGUGUAUUUGGAUGAUGGACGACAGUGGUUAUACUUUUUUUUAAAUGCAAUAAUUAAAUGAAUCCAUAGCUUCAUUAA
Salvia miltiorrhiza (redroot sage) is the source of this 2176-nucleotide messenger RNA. RefSeq names its product protein HOTHEAD-like. Gene Ontology annotation, molecular function: flavin adenine dinucleotide binding; oxidoreductase activity, acting on CH-OH group of donors. NCBI's taxonomy places the organism in Eukaryota, Viridiplantae, Streptophyta, Magnoliopsida, Lamiales, Lamiaceae. The record is from RefSeq and is a predicted model, not a curated record. The transcript has 5 exons. Bases 327 to 2051 code for a protein of 574 amino acids.